Thamnophis sirtalis is the source of this 1646-nucleotide messenger RNA. NCBI's taxonomy places the organism in Eukaryota, Metazoa, Chordata, Lepidosauria, Squamata, Natricidae. The record is from RefSeq and is a predicted model, not a curated record.
GGCAGCCAAGAUGGCCGCGCGCUGGAGUAGCGAGAAUGUGGUGGUGGAAUUCCGCGACUCGCAGGCAACAGCAAUGUCCGUAGACUGUCUUGGGCAGCAUGCGGUGCUUUCUGGGCGCCGCUUCCUCUACAUUGUAAACCUGGAUGCACCUGCUGAUGGCCACCGCAAGAUUUCCCGUCAGAGCAAGUGGGACAUUGGGGCCGUGCAAUGGAAUCCCCACGAGAGCCAUGCACACUUCUUUGCUGCAUCGAGCAACCAGCGUGUUGAUCUGUAUAAGUGGAAGGACGGUAAUGGGGAAAUUGGCACUUCCUUGCAAGGACACACACGUGUUAUCAGUGAUUUGGACUGGGCGGUGUUUGAGUCAGAUCUACUGGUUACCAGUUCGGUUGACACAUACAUCUACAUCUGGGACAUCAAAGACACCCGGAAGCCCACUGUCUCCCUCUCCGCUGUUGCUGGAGCCUCUCAGGUCAAGUGGAAUAAGAAGAAUGCCAACUGCUUGGCCACCAGCCAUGAUGGGAAUGUGCGCAUCUGGGACAAAAGAAAACCAAGCACUGCUAUGGAGUACCUGGCCGCGCACCUCUCUAAAAUCCACGGCCUGGAUUGGCACCCAGACAACGAAAACAUUUUGGCCACCUCCAGUCAGGACAACUCCGUCAGGUUUUGGGACUACCGACAACCCCGAAAAUACCUCAACAUUUUGGCCUGUCAAGUUCCGGUUUGGAAAGCCAGAUAUACGCCUUUUAGCAAUGGGCUGGUGACAGUGAUGGUGCCCCAGCUUCGGAGGGAGAACAGUCUCCUCCUUUGGGAUAUCUGCGAUCUCAACACACCAGUUCACACCUUCGUGGGACAUGACGAUGUUGUGCUAGAAUUCCAGUGGAGGAAACAGAAGGAAGGCUCAAAGGACUAUCAGCUGGUCACCUGGUCGCGGGAUCAGACUCUUCGGAUGUGGCGAGUGGAUUGUCAGCUGCAGCGGUUAUGCUCCAGUGACCUCCUGGAGGGGGUGGAGGAGCUGAUUGAUGGGAUUUCUCUUCUGCCUGAGGCAGACAAGGCCCUGCCAGUCCCAGAGACCGAGCCUCAACAGAACUUCACCCACGGAGAGGAGGAAAUUUUCAAAGAAGAUUCCCAGAAAAGCUUCCUGGUAGGAAAGAAGCUGGACCAACUGGGGCUGCCUCAAACCUUACAACAGGAGUUCUCUCUGAUCAAUGUGCAAAUCCGCAACGUAAAUAUGGAGAUGGACGCGGUCAAUCGGAACUGCACGGUCUCGGUACACUGCAGCAACCACAGGGUGAAGAUGUUGGUGAUGUUCCCCGCACAGUAUCCUAACAAUGCUGCCCCCUCCUUCCAGUUCGUCAACCAGACCACAAUCCCUUCCACCAUGAAGGCCAAGUUGUUGAAGAUCUUGAAGGACACUUCCAUGCAGAAAGUGAAACGUAACCAGUGCUGCCUGGAGCCGUGUCUGCGCCAGCUGGUCUCCUGCCUGGAGUCUGUUGUGGAAGACAGCUCCUCCGGUGACCCCUAUGCCCACCCGAAUUCUGUAACGCCGCCUUUGCCAACCUUCCCGAGGGUCUCCAAUGCCUACGGCUCCUAUCAGGAUUCCAAUAUUCCAUUUCCACGAACCUCUGGAGCAAGGUUCUGUGGGGCAG